Molecule: messenger RNA, 4257 nt
Organism: Myripristis murdjan (pinecone soldierfish)
Lineage: Eukaryota; Metazoa; Chordata; Actinopteri; Holocentriformes; Holocentridae
Product: adenosine receptor A1-like
Exons: 3
Coding region: 217-1236 (339 amino acids)
Biological process (GO): G protein-coupled adenosine receptor signaling pathway
Cellular component (GO): synapse; plasma membrane; dendrite
Molecular function (GO): G protein-coupled adenosine receptor activity
Source: RefSeq, a predicted model, not a curated record
CCGUUUCGGAGCGUAUGGGCACGAAGUUGAGCGUAUAUAGCGCGCAGGUUUAUGUCCGAGACCAGAUUCCACUGACGCGACAGCUGCCUCAGCGGGACAUAAAACAUGCAAACCCUAAGAGAGAGUUUCUCCAGCGGUGCUCCGAAACUCAAACAGGGAAUUAACGCGACGGGUGUAUUUCUCCACUGAGCGCACGGUCAUCCAAAAUCCGUGAAGAUGCCUUCGGGUCUACCUUCGUCUCAAGCCCUCUAUAUAGGGAUGGAAGUGGUGAUCGCCAUGUCCUCGGUCAUCGGUAACGUGAUGGUUGUCUGGGCUGUGCGUAUCAACCGGUCCCUGAGAGAGACCACGUUUUGUUUCAUCGUCUCCCUGGCCUUGGCUGACAUUGCGGUCGGCGCUCUUGUCAUCCCCCUCGCCAUAACCAUCAGCAUCGGACUCCAGACGCACUUCUACAGCUGCCUGAUGGUCGCCUGCACCGUGCUUGUCCUGACGCAAAGUUCAAUCCUGGCGCUGCUGGCCAUCGCCAUUGACCGCUACCUGAGAGUCAAAAUACCCAUGAGCUACAAGCGGGUGGUGACCCCACGGCGAGCCGGCACGGCUGUGGUGGUUUGUUGGCUGGUGUCCAUCGUCGUGGGCCUCACGCCCAUGUUGGGCUGGAAUAACCUGCAACGUCUCCGUGACAAUGGCUCACUGGUGACUGAAGACCUCCUGGUGACCUGCCAGUUUGAGAACGUCAUCAGCAUGGAGUACAUGGUCUACUUCAACUUCUUCGGCUGGGUGCUGCCGCCUCUGGUCCUCAUGUUGGUCAUCUAUGCAGAGAUCUUCUACAUGAUUCACAAGCAGCUCAACAAGAAGGUGACAGCCAGCCACACAGACCCCAGCCGAUACUUUGGCAAGGAGCUCAAGCUAGCCAAGUCGCUAGCACUGGUUCUCUUCCUCUUCGCAGUCAGCUGGCUUCCUCUUCACAUCCUCAACUGCAUCACCCUCUUCUGCCCUACCUGUGAAAAACCCAUGUACCUCAUUUACAUCGCCAUCCUCCUCACCCAUGGCAACUCAGCUGUCAAUCCCAUUGUUUACGCUUUCCGCAUCAAAAAGUUUCGCACAGCAUUCCGGAAAAUCUGGGAACACUACGUGCUUUGUCACGAUCCAGUUGGUCGGCUUCCUCAAAGAGGAAGUCAGAGAGGACAAAGUCAUGAGAGGAGGCUGAGGCAGAAUGAUGAUGAUGACGAUGAUGUGUGAUGUUUGCAACUGACUGGACCGCAGUGCAACUGUUAAGUCUCAUUCAGUUGGUUCACAGAAUGGAAAGGACUGUGGCCUGACCUUCAUGCUUUAGGGAUUACUGGUGAAAAUGGGCGUCAUGCUAUCGUAGAAGGUUACAAGGAUGAAAUGAACAAGGGAACUCCAUAGUGGACCGACUCAUUUGAGACUGUUGGAUACUGGAGGAGGACAGGAUGAUGAACAUAUUUGAAGGAAACAUACUCAUGCUGAAUCACACUUUGAUUCAGUUAAAUUGUAAUUUCUCCAUUGGCUGACAGAGUAAUGAUGUCAUAUGGGAUAAGGGGCUUCUCAUCAGUUUGAACAAAAACCUGUUGAACUUGAAUCAGUAAAUUUAUAUGGGUAGCACACAGGCUACACUCUGUACAGUAGUAGUGAAUGAUGUAAGCAUCUUUGAGCUGAACUAAAACUAUUGGCCUUUUCUUUGUGAGUGACCUCAAUUAGCUGAGAAUAUUAUCUCAAAUAGCUGAGCAUCUUAGUAUUGUAUGUGAAGAAAAAAAGCUCACCCUGUUACAUGUACAUCCAUAGUUCUGUGGCCUUAUGGACAGAGAAUAUGAUGGAGACUUGAGGAAAAUAUAGCGUAAUGUUAAUACUUGGAAUAUGGUGUAUAGCACACCAGUGGUGAUGCUACUGAUGCACUGAUACUGACACUGAUAUCAGUAUUGAUGCUGAUACUGGGCUAAAUUAGAGUAGCCUGCUAAUAUCAAAGAUUUUAUCCAAGACUAAUUUCCAAUUCCAAAAGCCCUGAGUAAUUAGUUAGGAAUAAAAGCAAACUGUCUUGAUUUUUGCAUUUUUUGGUGCACAGAAGCCUGUAUUCCUCACAUCAUGGGAAAAGAAGGAUUUUAUAUCAAUAAUUUUAUCCACUGACCCCAAGGUAAUGGUCCAAGCCUACACUGUGGAGUGAAAGUGGUGGUCGAUACUGAACGUUUAAUUCUGGGUGCUGGCACUAACAUUGAAAAAGUGGUAUCAGUGCAUUCCUACUUGAUGCUCCUCAUUCAGUAUUUGUGGACAUGAACAACUCCCUCCCAGUGCUACUGAGCUAAUGGAUCUGUGUAAUCCGCAGUGUCAUCAAGAUGUAUUUGUAGCUGCGCAAAUCAUGAGGACUUGAGACUGACUUCAUUAAGAAUGGCCUUCUUACACCUAACGAGCCUCAUUUUAUGUUAGUGAUAGUCCUAAUCAAUUUUACCAAUUUUUUCAAACGCCUAGUACUUCACACUUUCCUCCCGCACGUAGUCAAAACUUUCAUCUUUUCCACUUCAUUCUCAGGAGGGAUGUGUCUCAGAGUAAUAUCAGAGCUAUUUGAAUAGAACAUCCUCUUUUCUGUUUUAUGGCUGACUUAAACUGUAAGUGAUAGGACAUAAAGAACUGACUACAUAACGCCACCAUUCACACUAUGUCCUAUAUUUACUGAUCUAUGUAUAAAUGUUAAUGACACUAUAUGAAAAUAUGGUAAACAGACAUUCCACAAGAUGAUUCAGCUCAUUGUGCAAACCGUAGUCUGUCUCCGUCACUCCUGCUGCAGCUGAUGAUGGAAUGAGACCUUUUACUGAAGAAUGUUUUCUUAACGAGAGUGGGAGAUCCACUUUUCAAGCAUCUCAUUACUUUAGGUGAUAGCUACAAAUGAAGAGAGAUGGGACAAUAGGCAGAGAAAUGCCACGGCAUUAGGUGAGCUUUGCUUUUAAUUCAUGCAGUUUUGGAUGCGUGGUGCUGUAUGCUCAUUACCAGGCACAGCCAUCACAGUCCACUUCAUGUUUCUCGUGUACCUACAGUGUGAUGGAGCUACUCUCUCUGACCAAUCUCACUUAAGGGACUGAGGACAUCAGUGUGUGGGCAGAUUUUAUGUGAGCACAUUUAUCUUCUUUGACUUGGCAGACAGCGGGCUAGUCUGUGAAUAAAUGCGACCAGGGAUUGAGGAAUGGAGUUUUGAGGCUGUUAAGACUCCGGGGGUGGGAUGGGGUUAUCCUGCUUAUUCUGUUUACAAGGGGGCCGGAAGACGAGCAGCAAGAUCACAGUUGAGCAACUCAUUAUAAUUCACAUCUCAGUGGAGGUCAGCAGCAAGGCCGCCUUGAAACUAUCUCAUCAACUAGCAAGGCCUUUACCAGCGACCUGCCUUUAUGUACUGGAGCAACAUGUGUGAUGCAUGGUGUGUGUGUGUGUGUGUGUGUGCAACAUGGGCACCAGAGGAGACACGAGGACAAGAGCAUAUGUCUUCAUCAGUCCAGUGUACUCAGUGGAUUUUAAAUGCUGCUUUUGUAAAGACACUCCCAUGUGGUCCUUUCUUCACUUUGUGUUCAAACAAAAUGGUGUUAAAGUUUUAUCUGUUUACUUUUACUGAACCAGUGUUACAAAUUCGACACAAUUUGUGCAAUAUUCUCAGAUGUACAUUGAUAAUAUUGAAGAAAAUGUAUAGAUGUUAAUCAGAAUCUAGCACUGAAGGCUCAUAAUGGUACAUGCUAAUAUGAUGGAUAUACCAUGAUUUGUCAUAUCUGUCUCUAAUUAUGGAGGAAUAUUUUAUGUUUUGAUAGGUUGAGUGACAGAAAGCAGUGUUAGUAUCACAGUUGAACGCGUACAUGGAUCCAGUGCAGUUGGUGUUAUCUGCUCUAUUGUUGUAAAGUCAAAAUGCAUUUCCAUGAAACAUGAGAGGAAGAAAAUAAAGCUUUGAAAAUAAAGUGUGGAGCCUCAAAAGAAGCCGUUAAUAGGUCUUCCCAACACAAGCGCAAUAUUGACACCUCAAAUACCAUAUAAUACCUGGUAUGUCCCAGCAGAGUGAGGGAAAUGUCAAAGCCUCUCUCUCUCUCUCUCUCUCUCUGUCUCUCUCUCAACAAUUGCAUUUGACAUGAAGAAGUUCAAGUUCACAUAUUUAACGAUGUGUGAAUUAAUCAAGCAUUUUCUUAUCUUAUAGUGAUUUUGUCAACAGCGUACUAUAAUUUAAAAUAACUUUAAACAGCAACAGUUGAUAUGUUGAACUGGACUGAAAAGUAUGUC